CCUACCUACACUUUCAACUACUUAUACCACGGAGGAAACUGUGCUCAACUCAUGCAUUAUGGCGCCCGAACAGGCUCCUGGUAAAACCAGCAAGGCGCACCCAGCACGGCGCCUUGGCUCAGGGAAGCAGUCCAAUAACCCAUCACAUGAUGCCAGUACCGCACCCGUCCACAGCAAGAGACGUUACAAACCCGGCACUGUUGCCCUGCGCGAGAUUCGCAAGUAUCAGAAAUCAACUGAUCUUUUGUUGACCAAAAUACCAUUCCAGCGCCUUGUCCGAGAAAUCGCUCUCGAUGUGGUGGGACCCGAUUCCGAGAUCACCCGUUGGCAGUCCCAGGCUCUCAUGUGCCUGCAAGAAGCUACCGAAGCGUUCCUUGUCAACCUCUUCCACGAUUCAAAUCUGUGCGCUAUUCACGCCGGGCGCGUCACGAUCCAACAGAAAGAUAUGCAGCUGGCGAGGAGACUUAGAGCAGCUUGGGGCAAUCCUGUGUGAGGGAGUGGAUGGACGUAUGGAGAAAAUCGAGACGCCUGCGGCUUUGCCUCAACUCACAAAGCGAUACCGGUGAAGAGGGGCGAUCCAACACGGACUACUGUGAACGGAACGAUAGUCGUGUUUCAACCAGCAAAGCUUAUGGCUGGUGAGUGCGUAGCGAUAUUGGGAACUAUAGCCGUUUUAAUAGGAGUUCUUGUAUGCUUCACAGCAGAUUGCAUUCAUUACAUAGAUUUCGAGGUAUGAUUCAGAAUGAUCCUGAC
This is a messenger RNA of Dothidotthia symphoricarpi CBS 119687, 753 nucleotides long. Its product is annotated as histone H3-like centromeric protein cse-4. Bases 59 to 493 code for a protein of 144 amino acids. The transcript is spliced from 3 exons. Gene Ontology annotation, cellular component: nucleosome. Gene Ontology annotation, molecular function: structural constituent of chromatin; protein heterodimerization activity; DNA binding. NCBI's taxonomy places the organism in Eukaryota, Fungi, Ascomycota, Dothideomycetes, Pleosporales, Dothidotthiaceae. The record is from RefSeq and is a predicted model, not a curated record.